GAAUUUCAGUUUUGUUAUUUAUUGUAAUUUUAUAUCAAAAAAUUUAUACAUUAGUUGAGGGUAUUUGAAAUAUUAAUUCUUCAGAAACUUAUGCUCAUUUUCUUGUUUAUUCCUUGGUUAUAACAAUUAAUUAUAAUAACAUGAGUAAAGUUGUGAUACCACCAAUUGCUCGCAUUCCUAAAAAGACACAUAUUACAGAUGAUUAUGAAAUUACUAAGAGUGUCUUAGGUCUUGGAAUUAAUGGAAAAGUUGUUGAAUGUUUUUCUAGAACAACUAGAGAAAAAUAUGCUCUAAAGAUUUUAAACGACAAUGUGAAAGCUCGAAGAGAAGUCGAAUUACACUGGAAAGCAAGUGGUUGUAAGCAUAUUGUAAAUGUUAUUGAUGUGUAUGAAAAUAAACAUAAGAAUACUACCUGCCUUUUGAUGGUUAUGGAAUGCAUGGAAGGAGGGGAGUUAUUCCAAAGAAUUCAGGAUAAAACUGAUGGUGCCUUUACAGAAAGAGAGGCUGCUCAGAUUAUGCAUGAAAUAUGUAUUGCUGUGAAGUAUCUCCAUGAUAAUAAUAUUGCACACAGAGACUUGAAACCUGAAAACCUCUUAUAUUCAAAAAAAGGUACUUACGGUAUACUUAAGCUGACAGAUUUCGGAUUUGCUAAAGAAACUCUUAGUCAAGACACUCUUCAAACUCCAUGCUAUACCCCUUAUUAUGUUGCUCCUGAAGUGUUAGGCUCUGAUAAAUAUGACAAAAGCUGUGAUAUCUGGUCUCUUGGUGUCAUAAUGUAUAUAUUGUUGUGUGGUUUUCCACCUUUUUACAGCAACCAUGGAAUGGCAAUAUCGCCUGGAAUGAAAAAGAGAAUAAGAAUGGGACAAUUCACUUUUCCAGAUCCUGAAUGGCAAAAUGUGAGCCAAGAUGCUAAAGACCUUAUAAAAGGCAUGCUGAACAUUGAACCAACUAAUCGAUUGACAAUAUCACAAGUGAUGAGUAAUUGGUGGAUAGCACAAUAUACAACUGUGCCUCAAACGCCUCUCCACACUAACAAAAUGCUUAAAGAAGGAGAAGAGAUGUGGCCUGAAGUACAAGAAGAAAUGACUCGAUCUUUGGCAACGAUGAGAGUUGACUAUGACCAGGUCCAUAUUAAAUCUAUAGAAGAUUCAAGCAACCCUCUUUUGAAUAAACGUCGUAAAAGGUCAACAGUUAACAAUCCCUCUGAUCAAUAGUUAUUGUUUGAAUAUUACUAGAUUUGAAACAUAAACCAAUACAAAUUUUAACACAACUCCUUGAAAAUGUUCUGUUGAGAAAUAUAUUUUGAAUGUGCAAUGUUAUAUUGUUGUACAGUCAAAAGUUUUAUAUAUUAUAUACAUUUUUUGCCUUUGGGGAAUUGUAUUUCAGAAAGUUUAAUUUGCAACAGUAAGACUUCUAUCAUGACUGUCUGAUUUUAUUCACAUUAAUAUUCACGAUUAAGUACUGAAAAAACAACUAAUUUAAGGACUUUUUCUGAUAAACAUUUUCUUAUGCAGUUUUUAUUAUUUACUUAAUCAGCUUAUUCUGAGUAGUUCUCUGUCAAAAUUACACUGUUAGCAAGAAACACCAAGUGAAAUUUUCCAUGAUUUCACAUUAGAAUUGAAAUAAUGUUCUGUAAAAGGACAAGGUAGUAUCAGAAUGAUAGUAGAUAUAUAAAUUAUUUUAGUUAUUAUAAUAAUUUAGAAAAUAAAAAUGGGCUUGUUCAAUCAAAUGUUCAAAUUCUUCUUACGAUAAUUAUCAGACAGACAAUUGUUAACUGAAUUCCUAGUUUUUGUGGUGAGGUAGGUGUUGGCCUUCUGACUAAAUGAAUAAACAUUAAAUUAAAGUAAU
This is a messenger RNA of Harmonia axyridis, 1848 nucleotides long. RefSeq names its product MAP kinase-activated protein kinase 2 (gene MAPk-Ak2). NCBI's taxonomy places the organism in Eukaryota, Metazoa, Arthropoda, Insecta, Coleoptera, Coccinellidae. The transcript has 7 exons. The coding region runs from base 141 to 1214 and encodes 357 amino acids. Gene Ontology annotation, cellular component: nucleus; cytoplasm. Gene Ontology annotation, molecular function: mitogen-activated protein kinase binding; calmodulin binding; ATP binding. Gene Ontology annotation, biological process: intracellular signal transduction; protein autophosphorylation; peptidyl-serine phosphorylation. The record is from RefSeq and is a predicted model, not a curated record.